UGCGCAUUUAACCACGUGACAUGCGCCAUAUUGUUGGGUUCCACGUCGUAAAAUAUAACGUUAGUAACCAAACUGAAAAGUAUAGUAAGGAUACUAAGAUUCAUAUGUACUUAUUUCUAAAGAUCCAUUUCUGGUUAUUUUAUUAUAGGUGUCUUUUUGGAAAAUAGUUUUAGAAUCUGAGUGAAAAAUGCCGACUUAUUUUCAAAGACCUGAAAAUGCUCUUAAAAGAGCAAAUGAGUUUAUCGAUGUCGGAAAAAAGCAGCGGGCUUUGGAUGCUCUUUAUGAUGUCAUCAAAAGUCGUAAACAUCGCACAUGGACCAAGAUCCAUGAACCCAUCAUGACCAAGUAUCUGGAGCUCUGUGUAGAAUUGAAAAAGAGUCAUACUGCCAAGGAGGGACUUUUUCAGUACAGGAACAUUUGCCAGCAGGUUAAUAUCAAAUCCCUGGAAGAUGUUGUUCGUAUGUACUUGAGGUUGGCGGAAGAAAAAACGGAAGCUGCAAGGCAGGAAUCCCAGCAGAGCAUCCUGGAUAUUGAUGAUUUGGAUCAAAUGCAAACCCCUGAGAGCCUCCUUUUGAGUGCUGUGAGUAGUGAAGAUACUCAAGAUAGGAAAGACAGGGUUGUUCUCACUCCAUGGGUUAAGUUCCUGUGGGAGUCUUAUCGCCAGUGUCUAGAGUUACUGAGGAACAACUCUAGAGUUGAACGUCUCUACCAUGAUAUUGCCCAACAGGCAUUCAAGUUCUGUCUCAAAUAUAGUCGUAAGACUGAGUUUAGGAAGUUGUGUGACAAUCUUCGCACACACUUCAGUCACAUACAGAAACAUCAAAACCAGCAAACUGCUGUGAAUUUGAACAAUCCAGAAAGCCAAGCCAUGCAUCUAGAAACACGUCUUGUGCAGUUGGAUAUAGCUAUUCAAAUGGAACUUUGGCAGGAAGCGUAUAAAGCUGUAGAGGAUAUUCACAGUUUGAUGGCACUGUCUAAGAAACCACCAAAACCUCAGCUGAUGGCCAAUUAUCGUCAAAAACUUGCUCUUGUAUUUUGGAAAGCAGGAAACUACCUGUUCCAUGCAUGUGCAUUGUUUCGUCUUUUCCAUCUAUCAAGAGAACUCAAGAAGAACAUAACUGCUGAUGAAAUCCAGAGGAUGGCAUCCAGAGUUGUAGUUGCAACACUUGCCAUUCCUAUGCCACCCAAUCGACCUGAGAUUGACCGUCUGGUCGAGACUGAUGAAAAUAUCAUUGAUAAGAACAACAGGAUGCUAGCUACAUUACUGGGUUUAUCUAAUCCACCGACAAGAUCAUCACUGGUCAAAGAUUUGUUAAGAUUUGGAGUUAUACAGUAUGCCCACCCACAUCUUCAAGACUUGUAUCGGUGGUUAGAGGUGGAAUUUCAUCCACUGAAACUCUGUAAUCGUGUCUCCCAGUGUAUUGACUUCCUCAACAAGUGGGAAGAUUGUCCUGACCUGAAGCAGUACAUUCCUUGUCUGCAGAACCUAACAAUAAUGCGGCUGUUAAAGGAGGUAUCCCAGGUUUAUCACACGAUUGAGCUGACACAUUUAAUGGAACUCACACCUUUUGCUGAUAAGUUUUACCUAGAGAAAAUGGUUGUAGAGGCUGUUCGAAGAAAUGACUUGCAGGUAAGAAUUGAUCAUCGCCAAAAUUGUCUUCAUUUUGGUUCAGAACUUACAGUCUCUCAGCAUGAAGAGAUGGUUGAAGGACCUCACCUCCAGAGUAUGCCAAGUGAACAGAUUCGUAACCAGCUAGUGUCUGUCCAUUCUGUUCUUCAUAAAGCAGUGACACUUAUCCAACCAGAGAAAAUAAAGUCUACUCGUCAGGACCUGCGAGAACAAAUUGUUGCAGCAUAUAAGAUGACAGCUAAAAAGGAACAUCGGCGAAUUCUAGAGCGUCAACAGAUUAUUGAAGAGCGCAAGGAACUGAUGGAAAAUCUGGAUUAUCAGAAAGAAGAGGAAGAGAGAAAGCUAUUGGAAGAACGACAACAAAAACUUAGAGAGGCUGAAGAAGUUCGAAUGGCUAAAGAAGCUGAAGAAAGAGCGAAACAGAGGAUAUUACAGGAACAGAAUGAAAUGAAAAAGAAAGUUGUUUUGGAGAAGAUUGAGCAGCUGAAAAAGACUGAGCUUGGUGCUCGAAUUUUUGAAGGUCUUGAAGAAGAGGAGCUUGAAAAGCUGGACCCUGAAGAUAUUCUAACUAAACAAGUAGAACAGUUAGAUCGUGAAAGAAAAGAACUCCAAGCUAAACUACGGAAACAAGAGAAGAAGAUUGAUCAUCUAGAGAGAGCCAAGAGGAUAGAAGAAAUACCUUACCUUCAGAAAGCUUAUGAAGAAUUCAAAGUAGAAAAUGAGAAACUUUGGUACCAGGAAGAAGAAGAACGUAUAAAACAACUUAUUGCUAAACGAAAAAUUGCUGUUCAACAUCGUAAUCGGUUGGCCCAUAUGAAAGAAGACAAGGAUGAAUUUGUGAACAAACUUAAGGCUGAACGAAUGUCAGUAUACAAGGAAAAAUUGGCAGAAUUUGAAAAGAUGUUGGCUGAGGAGAGAAAAGUACGUUUGAAGGAGCGUAAAGAAAAAAGAAAAGAAGAACGCCGUCGGAAGUGGAUAAAAGAAAAAGAAGAAGAAGAGCAAAGAAAACGUGAUGAAGAGAAGAAAAGGGAAUAUGAAGAAAAACUUGCUAAGCUGGAGGAACUAGAGGCCAAGAAAAGAGCCAGAGAGCUGGAAAUUGAAGAGAAGCUACGUCAAGAAGAAGAAGAGAGAACGGCUCGUGAACGUGAAGAGAAAGAAGCAAAGAAACAACCACAGGCGCCAGAAGAAGUCAGCUGGAGAAGAAAGGAAGGAGAAGAAAAGAGACCUGAAGCUUGGAAACCUUCUUCUCACUGGCGUGAACGAGAACUGGCCAAGAAGGAAAGUUGGGGUCCUCGUUACACUGCAAGCAAGGAUAACGAUGUGGACUGGCGAAAACGAAGUGAUAGAGAUGAGCCACCACCUACCAAAGGUGAAGAAUGGAGACGUGAAAGGGAAAGAGAUCUUCCUCGUCGUGAUAGAGAUGAAGUUUGGCGAGCAACUCCUCCUGUAAGACGGCCACCACCAUCAGAUGAUGAUAAUGAUUGGCGUAGACCUAAGGAGGACCGAGAUAUAAGAGGAUCUCCAUUUGAUCAAAACAGGGAUGUUAGAGGUCCACCUCCUGACCGUUACAGAGACAUGAGAGGUCCACCUCCUGACCGUGACAAGGACAUGAGAGGCCCACCCCCAGACCGUGACAUGAGAGGUCCAGACCCUGACAUGAGAGGCCCACCUUUAGAUGGAGAUCAUGAUUGGAGAGGUAGAGACAUAAAAAGUCUUCCUAGUAGAGAAUCAUCCUGGAGAGGACCUCCACCAAGAGAGAGAGAUACAAGAGGACCUCCACCAGAGAGAAGUCGUGACUGGCGGGACAGACCUUCAGAUCGAGAUAAAGGUUGGAGGGGGGAUGACCGCCGGCCUCAACAGGAUCGUGACGGUGGAAGCUGGCGAGAGAGAGGAACACCUAGCCGUACACAAAGAGAUGCUGAAAGGGAUUGGCGAAGUGAUGAUCGUGGCAUAAGGGGUAGGGACAAUGAUGACUGGAGAUCAGGACCUAGAAGGGGACCACCAGAACGUAAAGAACGUUCAAAGGAUGAACCUGAUGAAGAGGGUUGGCGCACUGUGAGACGUUAAGUAGAAUAUUCUUCUGCUGAAAUGUCUCCUUUUUUUUGUUCUUUAUUCAAAACCUUCAGGAAACGAAUUUUGAACUUUUUUAUUUCAUUGUUCCUGAAUAUUGCUAAAUAUCUGGGUUUAUAAAAAAAAAAUCCCCCCCCCCCCCCAUUCAUAUAUAAAGUUUAAUUUGGUGUUAGGUAGAUACAUUUUAUUUUAUAAUGAAUGUAGACAUUGUUGUGAACAACAAACUACUUUUUUCUAUUCCACAGUAAAUUCUGUUGUAAGUAGUCCAUUUAUGGAAUAUGAUUAAAACUGUAACAGUUUGAAAUUAUUCUUUAUGGGAAGCCAGAUAAACCACUAGGUCAAUAAGUAUAAAAGAUCUCCGUUGUAAUUUCCAGACUGAAUUUAACACUGGUUACUGAUCAUUUGUGGAUACUCACCAUUAUUAGCAGACACAGCUUAAUCUCUUCUUUUACUUGUUUGUUUGAUAUGAUCUAAUGCACCAAAAGUUAUUUUGCCAGUAUGUAAAAUUUGUUAUAGUACACAAACAGAAAGAAUGUAUCAUAGUAAUUAUAAAAGUCUCCCGAGUUGUUUUGAAAAAUUUGCAUAUUGUUAAGUUGGAGAUAUGUAAAAGAAUAACUUCGUAAAGUAACUGCUGUUCAGUGCAUUUUUUUAUAUUGCAAUAAACUAAUAUAUUGGAAUUCAAAAAAAGAUUUUCUUUCAAAAUUCCAUAUUCUUAACAUACAAGAAAAAGCUUUGUUCCAUAUAUUCUAUCCAAAUUCUUUAAUCGCAAAAUUUUUGUUACAUCUAUUUCAACCAGAUUCUUUGCAUACAAAUCGUUACACCUAUUCAAACCAGUUCCAUUAUCAACUACUUGACUGACAGAUUUUGACAGGUAUCCAUACUUAAGCUUUGCUUUAAUUUGCAAAAUACAGAAAACAGAUUGUGGAAUAUAUGUAGAAAAAUGUUCUUUGCUUGUAUUAGAUUGAAAAUAAACAGAAUUUUCAUCUUUAUUCUGUUGCCAUUAAUUUAAGAUUCACUUUCACAAAUAAUGUUUAAAA
Messenger RNA from Limulus polyphemus (Atlantic horseshoe crab), 4737 nucleotides. It is a transcript of the gene eIF3a, whose product is annotated as eukaryotic translation initiation factor 3 subunit A-like. The record is from RefSeq and is a predicted model, not a curated record. The transcript has 22 exons. Gene Ontology annotation, cellular component: eukaryotic translation initiation factor 3 complex, eIF3m; eukaryotic translation initiation factor 3 complex, eIF3e; multi-eIF complex. The coding region runs from base 188 to 3697 and encodes 1169 amino acids. Lineage: Eukaryota; Metazoa; Arthropoda; Merostomata; Xiphosura; Limulidae. Gene Ontology annotation, biological process: formation of cytoplasmic translation initiation complex; translation reinitiation. Gene Ontology annotation, molecular function: translation initiation factor activity; mRNA binding.